CGGCUCCGGGAGCGUGGCAAUCAGUGGUGCGCUGUGUCCCUCGGACACAGCGGAUCACCGAUCCACGGAAAGAGCCGAAGAUGUCGGCUCAGUCAUGUGAUCAGCUGUGUCCAAUUGCAGCUGAUCACAUUAGUGUUACCUGUCAUUGUCCAUCAGUGCCAGCUGUCAGUGCUCAUCCAUGCCACCUGCCAGUGCCCAUCAGUGCCACAUAUCAAUGCCACAUUUCAGUGCCCAUCUGAGCUGCCUUUCAGUGUCACAAAUCAGUGCCAGUCAGUGCCACCUAUCAAUGCCAGUCAGUGCCACCUAUCAGUGCUGCCAAUCAGUGCCAGUCAGUGCCACCUAUCAGGGCACAUCAUCAGUGCCACCUAUCAGUGCUCGUCAGUGCUGCCUGUCAGUGCCACCUAACAGUGCUAGUCAGUGCCGCCUAUCAGUGCCAUAUAUGAGUGCUGCCUUUCAGUGCCCAUCAGUGAUGCCUGUCAAUGCCCAUCAGUGCCACCUAUCAGUGUCCAUCAGUGCAGCCUAUCAGUGCCCAUCACUACAGCCUCAUUAGCGCACAUCAGUGAAUGAGAAAAAUCACUUAUUUGCAAAAUUUUAUACUAAAAACUAAGAAAAAACAUUUUUUUUUCAAAAUUUGCAGUGGUUUUUGGAUUGUGUAAGAAGAAAUAA
Messenger RNA from Staurois parvus, 666 nucleotides. The record is from the annotation of a GenBank genome assembly. Lineage: Eukaryota; Metazoa; Chordata; Amphibia; Anura; Ranidae.